AUGUGGAAAUUUUAUAAUGUAAUUAUAAAGCGACAUCGUGCAGGCAGUCAGCUGAGUUUUGUUAGGAAUUUAUCAGUGGGUGGUGUACUCAGUCAGCAGGCCCAGUUGGAAUGGUUGGACACCUCGCCGCCUCGAAACGAUGAGAAAUGGCAACAGGCCAGGCCCUAUGGAGAAAUGCCUGGUCCCAGCACUAUGCGAAUGCUAUCUUAUUUUAUGCCAGGAGGAGCUCUUCACAACACAAAUCUGAUUCAGAUGAACCGCCGCAUGAGGGAAAUGUAUGGGGAUAUUUACCGCAUGCCUGGAAUGAUGGGAAAACCGAACGUGGUGUUUACGUACAACCCAGAGGACUUUGAGGUGACCUACCGCAACGAGGGCGUUUGGCCCAUUCGAAUAGGUCUGGAGAGCUUUAGUUACUAUCGCAAGGUCCACAGACCCGAUAUUUUUAAGGGCGUUGCUGGCCUGGUAUCUGAUCAAGGACAGGCCUGGGCUGAUGUUCGCAACAAGGUGAAUCCGGUUCUUAUGAAAGUGCAAAAUGUCCGGCAGAAUCUACCGCAACUAGACCAGAUCUCUAAGGAGUUUAUAGACAAAUUGGAAACUCAGAGGAAUCCCGAAACACACACCCUAAAUGCAGACUUUCAUAAUGAGCUUAAAAUGUGGGCCUUCGAGUCCAUUAGCUUCGUGGCACUAAAUACCCGCAUGGGAUUACUAAGUGAUCAGCCAGAUCCCAACGCCGCUCUUCUGGCUAAGCACAUGGGUGACUUCUUUAACUAUAGCUUCAAGUACGAUGUGCAGCCCUCAAUAUGGCCAUAUUAUAAAACACCUGGCUUUAAGAAAUUCCUGAAAACAUACGAGGAUAUCACCGGGAUAACAUCAAACUACAUAGAGAUAGCAACGAAAAGCUUUGGGAAGAAUGAUAAUCGUAAGACCAAGUGUGUUUUGGAGCAACUGCUGCAACUUAACAAGCAAGUGGCUGUGGCUAUGGUAAUGGACAUGCUAAUGGCUGGAAUCGAUACGACGUCUUCAGCUUGUCUUACGAUCCUCUAUCACCUUUCUCGCAAUCCCUCAAAGCAAGAUAAGUUGCGUAGAGAAAUACUUCGUUUGCUGCCCACCACUAAGGAUUCCCUGACUGAUGACAAUACCAAAAACAUGCCCUAUACGCGAGCUUGCAUUAAGGAGGGCCUGCGGAUAACCUCAAUUACACCCGGAAACUUCCGCAUUGCGACGAAGGAUCUUGUGCUCUCGGGUUAUCAAGUGGCCCGCGGCACUGGAGUCUUCAUGGGAGUGCUGGAACUGUCGAAUAGCGAAAAGUACUUUCCCCAGAGUGCUGACUUUGUACCCGAACGCUGGUUGAAGUCCGACCUAGCUGCUGAUGUACAGGCGUGUCCAGAGGCUCGAUCCCGCAUUCCCUUCGUAUACCUGCCUUUCGGUUUCGGACCCCGCACCUGUAUUGGCAAGAGGAUUGCCGAAUUGGAGAUUGAAACGCUUCUGGUGCGACUUCUUCGGAACUACAAGGUCAGCUGGCUGCCCGAAACUCCGCUGCAAUACGAAAGCACCAUUAUCCUGUCGCCUUGCGGGGACAUUCGCUUCAAACUGGAGCCAGUCGGUGAUUCAAUGUGAUAUGUAUGCUAAGCUCAAGUACAGACUUCCGAUUAAGUUCAGA
Drosophila suzukii is the source of this 1660-nucleotide messenger RNA. RefSeq names its product Cytochrome P450 12b2 (gene Cyp12b2). The record is from RefSeq and is a predicted model, not a curated record. Lineage: Eukaryota; Metazoa; Arthropoda; Insecta; Diptera; Drosophilidae. Gene Ontology annotation, molecular function: monooxygenase activity; iron ion binding; oxidoreductase activity, acting on paired donors, with incorporation or reduction of molecular oxygen.